Messenger RNA from Melampsora larici-populina 98AG31, 640 nucleotides. RefSeq lists its product as uncharacterized. Lineage: Eukaryota; Fungi; Basidiomycota; Pucciniomycetes; Pucciniales; Melampsoraceae. The coding region runs from base 69 to 350 and encodes 93 amino acids. Gene Ontology annotation, cellular component: endomembrane system; membrane. The transcript is spliced from 2 exons. The record is from RefSeq and is a predicted model, not a curated record.
CAAAUUACGAUGGAAUCAAAGAUCCAACUAAACCUAUCUUAUUAGCUAUCAAUGGAAACGUUUAUAAUAUGAAUGCUAAUAAAGCUAUCUAUGGUCCUGGUGGUACUUAUCAUCAUUUUGCUGGUAAAGACGCUUCUAGAGCUUUUGUGACGGGUUGUUUUAAAUCGGGUUUAACUUAUGAUACAAGAGGGUUUAAUGAUCAACAGAAAAAAGCUUUAGAUCAUUGGAGUGGGUUUUUUGAAAAUUCUCCAAAGUAUCCUAAAGUUGGUACGGUGAUUUUACCUAAAAUUGAUCCAAAUGUACCUUUACCAAAAGAUUGUGAUCCUAAAUUAGAAGGUGGUGCAGUUUGAAAUCAAAUCAAAAUCAAUCUCUUUUUCUGGUUGAAGUUUUUUAAAGGUUUCAUUUUUGAUGUGUGUGUGUUUUUUGCAUUAGUUUUUUUUGGUUUUUUUGGUUUUUGUAUGAAUAAUAGUGUUUGUUUAUUUUUGUUGGAUUUAUUUAACACCUUUGAAUUUUAGAAUUUCCCAUUUUGUUGUGUAUAAACUAAAACAAGAACAAUAAAACUCACUUGAUUUAACUCUCAAUUUUAUAAAUUCCUGGAUUUCUGAUCUCUUUAGAAUAAAACAUGUGGAGUUUUCUUAGC